CACUUGUGUCAGCUAUCAGCCUGCUGAUAUGCAGGCUAUGGCUUUUAUUAUAUAAAAUAAACAAAGUGUCGUAAAGUAAAAACUGGAAUCAUGACUAUUAAAUUACUUAGUUUGGGAAAUAUUUUAAGUAGGCCAAUAAGCUUACUGUACAAACCAGCGCCUUUGUUUAAUAAUGCCGCUGCUAACCUCAAAAGGAAUCUUGGCACUACAUCAGUUGCUUGUGUAAGUUUCUUCAACAAAUUACCCGCAGAGAAAUUAUGGAAAUCAGUAACUUCAGUAAGUAACCCUGGUGCCAAAAAGGGUCGUGGUAAGGGCACGGGGCGUAUCAGGAUUCGUGAUCUCAAUCGCGGUCAGAUGAUUGGUGUGGGCAAGAUCAACAUGUUGUGGCCUGGUCUGUCUGCCCCUGUCAUUCGCGGCAGAGAACUUUUGAAACAGCAACGCCUGCCAGAUGACCCAGAAAGGAUGGAUAAACUCAUUAAGCUUCGGGAUUCUAUGACUAAGUUCCGUCGCCUAAAGCUUAGCCCUAUUGAGAGAGGUUGGUCCGGCACCCGUAUGCCGGGCAGGAGCAUUGGACCCCCAGACCCAAUUGGUGAAGAUGAAUUUGUCGGUUUUGACACCAAAGUGCUCCAGCUUCGUUCACUACUUAUUAUGAAAGGAAGUCUUGGCCGCACUAGGAACUACCAAGCAAUGGUGGUAACUGGCAACAAGCAAGGACUGGCUGGAUUUGGUUUUGGAAGAUCAAAAGAGGCAUCUGCUGCCAUGAGGAAGGCCAGGAAUCGAGCUGGGCAGAAAUUAAUGCAUUUUGAAAUUUACAACGGACACACAAUCUUCCACGAUUUCUACACAGCAUUUGGUAAGACAAAAAUAUUUGUACAGAAGAAAAAUGAAGGCUACGGGCUUAGUUGCCACAGAGCCAUUAAGGAAAUAUGUCAGGCUAUCGGCAUCAAGGACAUCCGAGCAAAGGUUGAGGGCUCCAACAACUUACAGCACAUUGUAAAGGCUUUCUUCAUUGGGCUACUUCAACAGAGGACACAUCAACAGCUGGCAGAAGAAAAGAAACUUCACCUAGUGGAGUAUCGCCAAGAAAAUGAAUACUACCCUAAAGUGAUAGCAAGUCCUAGUGAAGUGAGGACCAAAGAGGAAAUACGUAAAGACGAAACCUUAGACUUCAUCCAGUAUGUCAUGAAUGAAAAAGUUAUAUUGAGGAAAAAGAAAUUCCCCCGGUUUUACGAGACCAUGCCUCACUACCAAAUAUUCCUGAAGAAAUAUGAGAAGUUUAGGAACCAUGAGAAGAUCAGGAAAAACUUGAAGGUAGAAUAUGGGGAGGUAAAGAGUUUCCUCACUGACAAGUAUCCGGAAGAAAAGACUGAGGAAGCAACUUAGAUUAGUUUUAGGCUGUAAUGUAAUUUAGUGUUCAAUAAAUGUUUAUAGUU
Molecule: messenger RNA, 1433 nt
Organism: Cydia amplana
Lineage: Eukaryota; Metazoa; Arthropoda; Insecta; Lepidoptera; Tortricidae
Gene: mRpS5
Product: small ribosomal subunit protein uS5m
Exons: 7
Coding region: 91-1383 (430 amino acids)
Biological process (GO): translation
Cellular component (GO): ribosome
Molecular function (GO): RNA binding; structural constituent of ribosome
Source: RefSeq, a predicted model, not a curated record